Molecule: messenger RNA, 564 nt
Organism: Penicillium maclennaniae
Lineage: Eukaryota; Fungi; Ascomycota; Eurotiomycetes; Eurotiales; Aspergillaceae
Exons: 5
Coding region: 1-564 (187 amino acids)
Source: RefSeq, a predicted model, not a curated record
AUGCCUGCGCGUUCUGACAUUGCAGAUCUCAUUGUCGAUCGCGCGAACGAGACCCGGUCGAAAACGAUCGAGUCAGCGCCCGAGGCUACGAUGGAUCCGGAUCAGUAUGCCGUUGACAGUGUUUCUUACCCCGAUGAUUGGCUGUCGGAGACCACUUCCAUUGGUUCUCCGAUUUACCGAGGUUUAAUGGAGAAUGGUAGACGCCUUCCUUCCGAUGAGAGACAGUUCAAAGCAUACGAGGCCGGUCACCUUGUUGCUCUUAUCAUGGAAUCACACAGAAACAAUCCAUUUUUCCGAUCUCCUAUGGGUGACUCGCCCCAGCAUAUUCCCGACAUUGGAACAGGCCAAGGUAGACCUGGGCAUCCCCCCCCCCCAACCCCCCCCCCCCACCCACCCCCUCCCAAGGCGUACAAGAUUCAAACCCCUACCCUUGCCCGUAGGGGCAGGGGUAUCCUGAGACAGGGUCUCGCCCCCCCCCCCCCCUCCCCUGGGGCCCCCGCGGUGGCGGCCGGGGAACCCUUCAAAUACCCCCUUCUACAUAAACUUCUUAAUUAUGAUGGAUAA